AUGGCGGACGUCGAAGCAGCCGAAGAUGUGGAAUCCAACGCAGACGAGGAAGCCGCCGAAGACGCGGAAGCUGACCGAGACGUGGAAGCCACCGAAGACGAGCUACUAACAGUAUGGCUAGGAAACAAUCCAACCGAUCUGCUCUUGCUAGAUGAUGGCGGACCGACGGACGACACUAUCGAUGGUACCUCAGUGCGAGACGCCGACGACGAUCCGCCCGAGACAUGA
This is a messenger RNA of Alternaria hordeiaustralica, 228 nucleotides long. RefSeq lists its product as uncharacterized. Lineage: Eukaryota; Fungi; Ascomycota; Dothideomycetes; Pleosporales; Pleosporaceae. The record is from RefSeq and is a predicted model, not a curated record. The coding region runs from base 1 to 228 and encodes 75 amino acids. The transcript is spliced from 2 exons.